CACAACACAACACGACAACUUAAAGGUAGGGUCAUGAUGUGAUAUUCAGUGCACAAUAGAGUAAAUUAAGGUGACAUUUAUCAAUGUGGGAUACCAAGAUGGCUUUUUUGCUUCUGCUGGUGAUGCUGACAACAUGUGCUGCAAUUCCUCAAGAUUUGUCUGGUAAAAUGUUCACCUUCCCAGAGGAAACUGGCACAGCUAAUGUGAGACUGAAAACAUCAACACAGGAUUUUAAAGCUGUGACUGUCUGUUUCAGGUCCAUUACAGACCUCCGCAGAGACCACAACCUUUUCUCUCUGGCCACACCAUCCGCUCAAAAUGCCUUCCUGAUAUUCAAGACCGCUUCAAGUGUGAUUGAUUUUCUUGUCAGCAAUAAAAAGGUAGAAUUUGGAGCAGAGGACUACAAGCUGAACAUGUGGCACUCUAUUUGUUCUACAUGGGACUCUAAGACUGGACUGGUGCAGCUGUGGUUUGAUGGAAAGUCCUCAAUUAGGAAAUUCACUGGAGGAUCAAACAUUACUACACCCAGUGUUAUCCUUGGACAGGAGCAGGAUUCCUUCGGUGGGGGGUUUGAUGUUAAGCAGUCUUUCGUUGGCAUGAUGUCUGAUGUCCAUAUGUGGGACUACACCCUUUCAUCCUGUGAGAUUGAGCGCUACAUGGAUGAUCUAAACUUCACCCCAGGGAAUGCGCUCAAUUGGAGGGCGCUGGACUUCCAGAUCACCGAAAGAGUGCUGAUAGAAGACAAACAAAUGAGCUGUCACUAAAGUCACUUUCUAAUACUCCACCCAAGGUGUUUUCUUUUGAUUAUGAAUUGUUCAUGCCCUGUAGGCUUUAACAGUGGCUUUAGAAAGUUUGUAGCUUUGUCUUUGGCAAGGGCAGUGGCUUUGUUCAGCUUGAAUUUCUAAAAAUAAACUACUGUGAUUCACAAAUUACAAACCUUA
Molecule: messenger RNA, 941 nt
Organism: Dicentrarchus labrax (European seabass)
Lineage: Eukaryota; Metazoa; Chordata; Actinopteri; Moronidae
Product: C-reactive protein
Exons: 5
Coding region: 84-764 (226 amino acids)
Source: RefSeq, a predicted model, not a curated record